Molecule: messenger RNA, 3219 nt
Organism: Carassius auratus (goldfish)
Lineage: Eukaryota; Metazoa; Chordata; Actinopteri; Cypriniformes; Cyprinidae
Gene: b4galt2
Product: UDP-Gal:betaGlcNAc beta 1,4- galactosyltransferase, polypeptide 2
Exons: 7
Coding region: 540-1679 (379 amino acids)
Biological process (GO): carbohydrate metabolic process
Cellular component (GO): Golgi apparatus
Molecular function (GO): galactosyltransferase activity
Source: RefSeq, a predicted model, not a curated record
GUCUCCGUACUAAAGAAAACCUGCCUCUCUAUGCUUUCAUUCGCAGUUCGCACACCCUUCAUCUCUACUAGCCAAAACACAAAACGGACAGAGGAAAAUACACGGCAAAAUAUUUAGUCUCAUCACUGGAGUGUAGCUGUUGUCAAGGACCUUCAACAAAAUGGAGAUAUAUAACGGUCCUGCAAUAUGGCAUAAUCCUUUCAUUAGUGUGCAUUUCUUUCCGAAAAAUGAAUUGAUCGGCGUUGACGGCAGAAAGAAAUAACGCUAUUGUGCAAGUAACUCCCUCGUUUCAUAUGGAUGUUAUGAUAAAAUAACUGUAUUUCACACAGAUGACACAUUUAUGGCUGAGACGGACAGUUCUUCUGAAAUAGACAGUCAGCUGAAGUGAAUACAAUAAAGAUGAAUCUCUUAUAGAGAAGCUCCCUGGAUUGCAAAGGAUCAAGGUGAUAUUCGUAAAUUGCAGUCCAGGAGGGUUCAGCGGCGCGGAGAGGUGACGUUGACCGGAUGCGUGUAGCGGAGCGUGCCGUGUGGCUUUGACCAUGAGCCGGCUGAUGUUGGGCCGGACCCUGGAGCGGAUCUGCAAGGCUGUGCUGUUGCUCUGCCUGGUGCACUUCCUCAUCAUGAUGAUCCUCUACUUCGAUGUCUACAGCCAGCGCUUUGACAUCUUCAGCCGUUUCAACAAUGGCCGUGGAGUGAACAGCUCACGUGGACCCCACCACUACUACUAUAAUUUCUCCAGUGGAAGGCCCAACACUACCUUUGCAAGCUACCUGGCCACAGCUGACCAUCUUAUGCCCAGCACCAAGCCAGAAGCCAACCAGACACCCCCGACCCCUAAGCCAUUACCACCAUGUCCGGAGGUACCGCCUGGUCUGGUGGGACGUCUCCUCAUCGAAUUCAGCUCCCAGAUAACCCUCGAGCGGGUGCAGAGAGAGAACCCUAAUGUGACCGAAGGGGGGAAAUACACUCCUCCAGACUGCCGGCCAAAGCAAAAGGUGGCCAUCAUCAUCCCGUUCAGGCACAGAGACAACCACCUGAAAUAUUGGCUUCACUACCUGCACCCAGUCCUGCGCAGACAGAAGAUCGAUUAUGGGAUCUAUAUCAUCAACCAGCUUGGCGAGGACACCUUCAAUCGGGCCAAGCUUCUGAAUGUUGGCUACACGGAGGCUCUUAAAGACGCAGAAUACGACUGCUUCAUUUUCAGUGACGUAGACCUGAUCCCUAUGGAUGACCGGAACCUGUACCACUGUUACGACCAGCCCCGUCACUUUGCCAUUGCCAUGGACAAAUUCGGCUUCAGGCUGCCCUAUGCGGGGUACUUUGGAGGGGUGUCCGGCCUUAGCAGAAAACAGUUCCUCAAAAUCAAUGGCUUCCCUAAUGAGUACUGGGGUUGGGGAGGUGAAGAUGACGACAUUUACAACAGAAUCACACUAAAUGGGAUGAAAGUGUCCCGGCCCGAUGUGAGAAUCGGCCGCUACAGGAUGAUCAAGCAUGAGAGAGACAAGCACAAUGAGCCAAACCCCCAGAGGUUCACUAAGAUCCAGAACACCAAGAACACCAUGAGGAAAGAUGGGAUCAGCUCACUGAUGUACAGAGUGGUGUCUGUGAAGAAAUACCCGCUCUACACCAACAUUUCCGUAGAGAUCGGCAAGCCUCCUCCUAGACCUCUCAAAGGAUAGAGAGCAACUGGGUCUUGACCGAGGAUGCCGUGACCUUCUUAAAGUUCAGCGCACAAACACACACACUCAAGCUCUGCCCAGGAUCACCUUCCUAAGAUAAUGCAGUGAAAUGCUGAACAGGUUCGUUCUCAGGAAUACGUGGAAGCUUGAUGUGGAUCCAUCGAUGUGCUGUUGAUUCAUAUGCUGAUCCAGAUCAAGAUGUGCAGUGUUUAGAGGAACAGGAAUAUUAUCAUCAUACUCCACUGGCUGUUUUAUUCAGACCUUGAGGAUCAGUACAGGAUUUUAGGCUCUUAACGGGAAGGUUGUUGAGUUCUGGUUUUGGUAAGUGAUGUUUAUCUGCGAAGAACAGCCUGGUCAAUUGAUGUAAAUCAGUCCGAACAUACACUACUCUACAUUUCAAAAGCGAAUGUGUCUUUGUACCUGCGAUGCUUGCAGCGUUCAAUCUCUUCUUUCGUUUCUCAGAUGUUGGUUGAUCAUGUGAGGUUGAUAAAUCAGUGCUUGAGUUGGCUCCUUCGGAUUGUGUCCAUAUCUCUCUCUUGCGCUUUUAUGUUGUUUCCUCUUUUGGGACUAAGCUGAAGUUCUCACUUCUCAGCAUUUCUGGGGGUGAAACCCUCGUUGGGAUGUCUUCUUGGGAACUUGGGGGACAAUUUUGUGUGUGAUUAGACUGGAUCUGGACUAGUCCUACAAGCACAUGACUGUGUCAGUCAAUCUGGUACGAAUGGCUGCCUUGUAGAUGCCUGGAGAAACAGCGGUAACAUUCGCUGAGAGUUGAGGAGCUUCUGCAGAAGUUACUGAUGAUCAGACCUCUGUAUCAUUCACCACCUGCUCAAUACUGACUGUGCUACAAGCCACUCUUUCUUUGUUUACUUUGAUUUGCCUGAAAGAUUCAUAUUUAGAUGUCAUAUAUCAAGGCUUUUUUUAAAAACUUGAAGUAUGAAGUUAGCAAUGAGUGCUUUGAUCAAAUAAUGCCCAUAUCAUUCAGAGUCCAGGGUCCAAAAUCAACAUUUUUCCACACCUUUCAAUUCAAGUGAAUUAAAAACAUUCACCAUAGUAAUUAUUUCUUACAGGCUAUAACUCAUAUUGCCAUUUUUUUAUUUAAAAAAAAAUGUGUGUCUCUAACAAAGGAAUUGUUAUUAGCUGUCUUUUAUGCAUAUUUGUAAGAGCACAGUUCACCAAGAAGUUUGUUCGGCCUUAACUGUGCAAUAAUAACGAGAAGUCCUAUAAUUUUGUUCAUUUAUAUUUUUGUUUUGAUAGCUUAAUAUGAAGAUUUUUUAUAAACUACCCUUCAAAUGUUUGGGGUCAGUAAGAUAUAUCUGAAGAAAUAACACUUUUAGUCUAUGAAUGCUUCUACAUUUUUAUAGUUUAAAUUUCAGAUAAAUGCUCCUUAGAAUUUCUGUUCAUAAAAGAUGAAUUACAUGUAUGAAAAUUCAUAGCAGCACAGUGUUUUUAACGUUGGUAACAAUGAGAAAUGUUUCUUGAGUGCCAAAUCAGUUUAUUAGAAUGAUUUCUGAUGCAUCAUGUGACUGGAGUAAUGGCUGCU